AUGGAAAAUUGCAAAUUGUCAAGGGAUAUGAUGGUUGAAAUUUUAUCGAGAUUACCGGUAAAGUCUCUUAUGCGAUUUAAGUGUGUUUGUAAAUUUUUCUAUGAUUUGAUAAAAAGUGAUCAGCACUUCAUGCACAAACACUACGAAAUUAGCAAAGCAAAAACCGAUUGUGUUCUUUUAGAGGUUGGUUAUGAUUGUAAAGAAUAUUAUUUGCUUUACAAAGAAUCUGAGUAUAAUGAGAUUGGAUGCAUAUACUUAGACAUCCCAGGAACCCCAAGAGCGCGGUGGGUUAAGUGUUGUAAAGGUAUGAUAUGCUUGAUUUCAACCAAGAAUGAUAAACUUGAUAAUGGUGAUUAUCUUAUUUAUGAUAUUUUUAUAUGGAAUCCCUCCAUUAGGAAAGUUAAAGACUUACCCUCGGUUACUGUCCCUUACAGAGCACCUUGUGAUGUAUUUGCCCUUAGCGAAUUUGGAUUUGGGAUUUCUAACAACAUGACUUGGAAGGUUGUCAUGCUAAUAGAAAUUUGUUCUUCUUUCGAUGGGAGAACUGUUCACCAAAUCACAAUGGUUUAUAGUCAAGAUCAUGGUGAUUCUUGGAGUUUGAGAGAGAUUAAUUCAGUUACAAAUUUUCGAAAUAUUCAGAAUAAGAGCAAUGAUUUUUAUUUAAAAGGGAGGUACUAUUGGCAGACUAGAGGACAUGGCAAGCACUGCUUGAUUUGGUUUGACAUGAAUAAUGAGGUGUUUGGGACGAUUGAGUUGCCUGCACCUUAUUAUACUUUUGCUUUAGUCUCAAUAAUGAAUGAGACUAUUGUUUUAUUUGAUUCACCGAUUGUGGGGAAUACCAGAUGCAAUGAUAUUUGGUUAAUGAUUGAAAAUGACAACAAUACUUAUUGGUGUAAACAAGCACGCAUAGAUUCUUCUCCAAGCAUAUAUAAUAAUAUUGAAUUUUUGAGACCAAUAGGAAUUUGGAAUGUGGAUGGAGAAUUGCUUGUAUUUCUAGACCGUACAGUUGAUCCGAAUUCAGAGCAUGCGGAUGUACCAUACUUCAUAUCUCUGGAUUUGGUAACUCAAGAAAGGAAGAUGUUCUCUAUAAGUAAAGAAAGGAAAAGUAUUACCAUAGCUUCAAAUCCAACUCCCGGCAAUAUUCAAGUUUACAACGAGAGGAAUACGGAUACAAUAGAAGAAUGGAAAUACCAUAUGUCUAUGCAGAGAAUAAAUGCUCGAGUUUACUAUGAAAGUCUAUAUUUACCGUAA
Messenger RNA from Ipomoea nil (Japanese morning glory), 1251 nucleotides. RefSeq names its product F-box/kelch-repeat protein At3g23880-like. The coding region runs from base 1 to 1251 and encodes 416 amino acids. The transcript has a single exon. The record is from RefSeq and is a predicted model, not a curated record. Gene Ontology annotation, molecular function: protein binding. NCBI's taxonomy places the organism in Eukaryota, Viridiplantae, Streptophyta, Magnoliopsida, Solanales, Convolvulaceae.